AUGCCCUCCAAAUCCUCCUCCCGUCAAUCAGAUUCUUCCCGCAAGAGUUCAUGCGGCUGCUGCUGCUUCUCCAUGCGCAAACUCGGUUUCCUUGCGGUCUUCGUGGCUAUCUUCGCCGCGCUGUACAACUACCUUGAUGCUCGUCUUGAGCAAUUCUACAUCUUCAACCCCGAACAAUUGCACGACCUCUCCCAGCGCGCCGUUCAGGCUCAUGGCAACGACACCCGUGCGAUGGUCGACUUUAUCGUCGCCGAGCUGGACCAGAAAAUCCCAGGAAUCCACCUGAACAAGGACGAGGAAUGGAUUUUCAACAAUGCUGGUGGUGCCAUGGGUGCCAUGUACAUCAUUCAUGCUAGUAUCACUGAAUACUUGAUCAUCUUCGGCACCGCGAUUGGCACCGAGGGCCACACCGGCCGCCACACCGCAGAUGACUACUUCAACAUCCUCCAGGGAACCCAGGUCGCCUACGUCCCCGGAACUUUCGAGCCCGAGAUCUACCCCCCUGGCAGCGUGCACCACCUCCGCCGCGGCGAGGUCAAGCAGUACAAGAUGGAGCAGUCCUGCUUUGCCCUCGAGUACGCCCGUGGUUGGAUCCCUCCCAUGCUUUUCUUCGGUUACGCCGAUACUUUCACCAGCACCCUUGAUUUCCCUACCUUGUGGGCCACGACGAGAGUCACAGGCCGCGAAAUGAUCAUGAACCUGCUGCGGUGGAAAUUUUGA
Molecule: messenger RNA, 720 nt
Organism: Aspergillus thermomutatus
Lineage: Eukaryota; Fungi; Ascomycota; Eurotiomycetes; Eurotiales; Aspergillaceae
Gene: erg2
Product: C-8 sterol isomerase ERG2
Exons: 3
Coding region: 1-720 (239 amino acids)
Biological process (GO): ergosterol biosynthetic process
Cellular component (GO): endoplasmic reticulum
Source: RefSeq, a predicted model, not a curated record